AUGGCUAACCUACAGCAGGAAUACCCCGGGGUCCUUCUGGGGAUCCUGGAGGAACUUUCCAAUAUGCGCCAAUGGCUGACGUUCCAGGACCUUUGUCGCAUGGUCAGCACCCGCUUUGACCUAGAACACCUCAUUGAGCUCAGGAGUUUGCUGUUUGCUGCUGCCAGCCGGGACCCCUGUUUCCCAGCCACUCUCUUCAGAGACAGAGUUUCCACCAGAGGCCAGGGGCUAUCACCCAUAGGUGUCGCUGCUGACAUUGUAACUAUCUUCAAUCUCAUUCAGAUGACGGGUGGGGCCCUUGAUGAUAGUCAGCCAAUGAGAGCCCAGACAGUCCUCCCUGUCGAUCAGUCCCCAGGCCCCAGUCUCCCUGGAAUCUACCGGCUGAACAUAUCUGGUCAAGAAAGAACACGCUCCCACUCUGAUUCUGGUGGUAGGCCUAUCGACCAGCACUUGCUCUUUCCGAGAUCUAAUUACUCUGCCCGCAAGCGAGCAAGUCUUCCCCCUGAUCCCAUCUCACUUGUGUCCUCCCCUCCAAUCAGGACAAGGGCUGUGUCUUUCGACUUGCCUCACACAACACUCCUGUACCCUAGCAGCCAAAUCCCCAACGAGGUCAUGAAGAACAUAUACCUGCCUUUGGAGACGGACAGUGAGUCUAGUGGAGAUUCUGCGCCUGUGGAGGUGUUUGAAGCUGAGCAAGGAUCGUCUGUUGACCAGAAGAGAAACAUCUUUAGGAAGGACUUUCAUAACCAGCCGCCUCUAAUACCCCAGGUGACCGUCAGCAGUGAGUCUCCUAGUCCCAACAAGGGCAAAAAAGGUUUUGACAAUCACAGCUUUGAAAUGAUCCCAAAUCCUUACCCAUCACCGACAACAGUCCAUCAGUCACCAGAGCAGCGGGCUAAACAUGAAAGCCUCGAUGACCUGCAGGACUCAACUUAUUUCGGACCCGGUUCAGUCCCAGACUGGUCCCCACAACACCUCCAACUUCCCAGGAAGCCCAUCUGGGGCAACAAGAGUCACAGUCUAGAAGACCGGAUAAGUGUGAGCAGCGUUGGGAUAGGGAUAGAAUCACAAGUGGGACAACUUCCAAGACGAUCAACGCCUGCUAUCAGCAAAUUGGGGUCCUCGGGAGGUGAUAGUGGGGAUAGUGGACUGCCAAGUGGAGGUGAUGGCGUUAAGGCUCAGGGAACUCAGACAGACCCACCAGACCCCCGGCGCCUCCGUAGCCUAGUCCACGCUGAUCGCCUCUCUUUUAUGACCUCAUUGGAUGACCCUGAAUUCGGAGAGGAUGACAUCAGUGCCAUCUUUCGUUUCUUAGACGACAUAAGCAUGUGUGGUUCCACAGGAGUGCUGCACCCCAAUGAUGGAACAGGGGCCAUUAACCAGGACACCCCUGAGGCCAGACGUGGCCGCCUAGGUCAACUCCAACGGCUUUUCCACUCUUUGGAAAGCAGUGAUGAUGGGUUGAAGGCCAGUGUCUGUAAGCUGCUGCUCCGCAUGAGCCAAAUUGAAAGACAACUGGAGUCACUGAAUGAUGUAAAGUCUGAGAUUUCCCAGGUGCUGUCCGCUCUGCAGCGGCUGGAUGAAAAAAUUCAGCAGCCUAUCCCGGGCGGUGGACAAGGUAGCAGUGGGCGAUGGCUGGAGCCUCUCAGCGGUGUCUCCUCCUUUAUGAGCCACCCUGUAACUCCUUCUGAAUCAUCAGAGCCUCAACCUCUGUCUGUGUCUGGGCAUCUGUUUCCAGGGACCAGCACUAGUAGUCUGGACUGGAGCCGAUGGAACACUCCUGGGGAGCAAACAGAAAGCAGCAAAGGUCAGCCUGAUUCUAAGGGGAGCAAAGAAGGGAAGAAGGAUGCAUCAUCUCGGCGUGCCUCCAGAACGCAGCCUGAAGAGAAAAGUGUCUCUGAUUCCAAACAGCUGAAUGUUUCUAACUCUGCAAGAGACUGGACAGUGUCAUUCUCGAAAAGCAAAGAUGGAAAAGCCUCACAUGGAAAAAUGGGACAGGCAGAUCAGUCAGGAAGCACCACUAACCUACUCUCCCAAAAGUCCACCAACCUGGUGGAACAAGUCUUUAAUUCAUCCCUGUUCCGCCACAAAGACAGCAGCCUGACAGGUGGGCUAACCUCUGGGAAGAUCAUGGAUACCAGAGUGGCUGAGGGGAGAGGAAGGCCCAUCUGGACAGUAGACGACAGAGAGGCACGAAUCUCCCCUUUGGACUUGCAGGGCCAGGAGUCUCUGAACCCCAACAACAUGGAGUUCUGGAUGGACGACAUCUACACUCCAGGCUACGACGCUCUGCUUAGGCGUAAAGAGGCUGACCUGCGCCGGGCCAAGAUCUGCAAGUUGAUUGCACUCAUUGCCACCGUAGUGGCUAUCAUUCUCAUCAUUGUCAUUCCUAUUUGCACCAUGGGCUCAUGA
This is a messenger RNA of Toxotes jaculatrix (banded archerfish), 2412 nucleotides long. RefSeq names its product major intrinsically disordered Notch2-binding receptor 1-like. The record is from RefSeq and is a predicted model, not a curated record. The coding region runs from base 1 to 2412 and encodes 803 amino acids. The transcript has 3 exons. Gene Ontology annotation, biological process: negative regulation of TOR signaling; negative regulation of cell population proliferation. Gene Ontology annotation, cellular component: plasma membrane. Lineage: Eukaryota; Metazoa; Chordata; Actinopteri; Toxotidae.